This is a messenger RNA of Carlito syrichta (Philippine tarsier), 1192 nucleotides long. RefSeq names its product SH2 domain containing 2A (gene SH2D2A). The record is from RefSeq and is a predicted model, not a curated record. The transcript is spliced from 8 exons. Bases 5 to 1192 code for a protein of 395 amino acids. Lineage: Eukaryota; Metazoa; Chordata; Mammalia; Primates; Tarsiidae. Gene Ontology annotation, cellular component: cytoplasm.
CCCUAUGGAGCUCUCCCUGGCCCAGGUAUGUCCCCAAGGAAGUCACGAAGCUCCCGCCCCCACCUUCAGCACCUUCCAGCCCAUGGACUCGACCCGCAGGAGCUGUCAGGGCCUGGGCUUUAUCCAGGCCUCUCCCCAGGCCCCUGGGGUAGCCUCCACCCCAGGGAACACCGAGAAGGCUGAGGAGGUGCCCGGGGAAGGAAGCCUGUCCCUGCAGGCUGAGACCCGGGCUUGGUUCCAGAAGACCCAGGCCCACUGGCUCCUGCAACACGGGGCAGCCCCGACUUGGUUCCAUGGUUUCAUCACCCGAAGGGAGGCCGAGAAGCUACUGCAGCCCAAGCCACGAGGAUGCUACCUGGUGCGCUUCAGCGAGAGCGCCGUGACCUUCGUAUUGACCUACAGGAGCAGGGCUUGCUGCCGCCACUUCCUGCUGGCCCAGCUCGGGGACGGGCGCCACGUGGUGCUGGGCGAAGACAGCGCCCACGCGCGGCUGCAGGACUUGCUACGGCACUAUACCGCGCACCCGCUCAGCCCCUACGGGGAGACGCUCACCGAGCCCCUCGCCCGCCGGACUCCUGAGCCUGCAGGGCUUUCCCUGAGGACUGAAGAACCAGACUCCGGAAGCAAAAGCCAUGACCUAAGCCCCCAGUACAGCCCUGUUAUCAAACAGGGGCAGGCCUCAGCCCCAACGCAAAAAGAGGGGGCCCAGAAAGAGGGCACCUGGGAGCCAAAGGAGCCCUCCCAGCCGCCCAGGCCCAAGCCUCCCAUCCCCACCAAACCUCAGCUGCCCCCUGAAGUCUACACAGGCCCCCUGCCACGAUCCCGCCCGGCCCCGCCACCCAAGCCCGCCAGCCCGAUCUACCACGAGCCAGAUGAAUCCAUAGCCUUCUAUGCCAUGGGCCGGGGCAGCCCCGGGGAAGCCCCCAGCAACAUCUACGCCGAGGUGGAAGAUGAGGGCCCGCUGACCCUCCUCAGGCACCCUGUUCUACGGAAGUGCCGGUCCAGGCCUGUCCCAGGAGGCCAGAAUCCUGGUGGCCCACAGCUGCAUUCUGAGAACUCUGUGACUGGACAAGGCCCUCCUCUGCCCCACCAGCCUCCACCCACCUGGAGACACACCCUGCCCCACAAUCUUUCUAGACAAGUGCUUCAGGACAGAGGACAGGCAUGCCUCCCCCUUGAGCCUCCUCAGUAG